GAGGGGCGCCCGCGGGGGCCGGAGGGGCGAAGGCGCGAGAGCGCGAGUGCGCGUGCGCGAGCGGCGGGGCUUUCUCCGGAGCCGUCGGAGGGAGCGGGAGCGCUUCUCCCGAGAUUGCUUGGCUGUGGUCCAGCAUGCAGAAGUGAGUGUGGGGUGAAAAGCAGCGGAUCCUGAUGGGUUGCGAGGAUGUAAGAGCGUUUGAAGGCUUCCACACCCUCUCCUCCAGGACAGAAUCAUGAAUAAACUGGAGGACAAGCAGGACCAGAUGAUACCAUGAAGAGAAGUUUACAGGCCCUCUAUUGCCAACUGUUAAGCUUUCUCCUGACCUUGGCACUGACCAAAGCACUGGUACUCGCCGUCCAGGAACCAUCUCCCAGGGAAUCUUUGCAGACCCUUCCCUCAGGCAGCCCCCCAGGCACCAUGGUGACAGCCCCUCGCAGCUCUACCAGACUCUCCUCCGUGGUGACACUGAACCCCAAACCUGAUGGACGCACCUCGCAGGCUGCAGCUACUAUGGAAACAACCGCAUCUCAUCCAGAAAGGCAGCCUCCUACAGACACCACAUCCACUGUUGUGACAGCUGCUGUCCCCCAUCCUGAAAGCCCUCUGCCCACAGGUUCCCCUCCAGCUGCCAUGGCAACCACAUCCUCCCACUCAGAGGGCCGCCCCCCAGGGGAUGCUGCCCCCACCAUCCUGCCAACAAAGCCAGCAGGAGCCACCAACCGCCCCACAGUGUCCCCACGGGCCACCACUCGUAGGCCCCCCAGACCCCCAGGCUCUUCCAGGAAGGGGGCUGGUGGUUCAUCUCGUCCUAUCCUACCUGUACCCAGUGGCCACUCAGCAAGGAAGGAAGGCCAGAGGGGACGAAAUCAGAGUUCAACACACCUGGGGCAGAAGCGUCCUCUGGGGAAAAUUUUCCAGAUCUACAAGGGUAACUUUUCGGGGUCCGUGGGGCCAGAGCCCUCUGCUCUUACCACCAGGACCCCACUCUGGGGCUACUCCUCUUCACCGCAGCCCCAGACCGUGUCUCCAGCCACAGCACCCAGAAGCACCUUGUGGGUUCCUCCCACGACCCUGGUACCUGUGAAGGACAAGCCAGGCCUUAUCAGAGCCAACCAGGGGAGUGGCCCCACAUCUACCAGCCCAGCAGGGGAACCGGAUGCCACAGCAGCCUCAGGUGUCCCUGCCAGUACACAGCCUGCCCCAGUGCCUUCUCAGCGCCCUCAUGGUGACGUGCAGGACAGCCCUAGCCACAGUGACUCUUGGCUUGCUGUCACCCCUGACACUGACAGACCCCUGUCUGCCAGCUCUGGGGUCUUCACGGCUGCCACGGGGCCCACCCAGGCUGCCUUUGAUGCCAGUGUCUCAGUCCCUUCCCAGGGCAUCCCUCAGGGAGCAUCAGUAACCCCUCAGGCCCCAACCUGGCCCUCUGGGGUCUCAGAAAGCACUGUUUCUCCAGUUGAGGAGAAGGACGAGGCCUCCCCCACAACAACCGACAGGGGACCGAGACCCCUUUCCACAGUGCUGUCCACAGCCACAGGCAACUUCCUCAACCGCCUGGUCCCUGCUGGGACCUGGAAGCCAGGAACAGUGGGCAACAUCUCCCACGUGGCUGAAGGGGACAAGCCCCAGCACAGAGCCACCAUCUGCUUGAGCAAGAUGGAUAUUGCCUGGGUCAUCCUGGCCAUCAGUGUGCCCAUCUCUUCCUGCUCCGUCCUGUUGACAGUGUGCUGCAUGAGGAGGAGGAAGAAGACGGCCAACCCCGAGAAUAACCUGAGCUACUGGAACAAUGCUAUCACCAUGGACUACUUCAACCGGCAUGCAGUGGAGCUCCCAAGGGAGAUCCAGUCCCUGGAGACCUCAGAGGACCAGCUCUCCGAGCCCCGCUCCCCAGCCAAUGGAGACUAUCGAGACACUGGGAUGGUCCUUGUGAACCCCUUCUGCCAGGAAACACUGUUUGUGGGAACGGAUCAAGUUUCUGAGAUCUAGAUGCAGCAGCCUCUGUGUUGCCACUCCCUAUUUUUUGUCUCUAAAUUAUAAAUAUACAAAUAUAUAUAUUAUAAAUAUAAUCUUUGUGUAACCCUGACUUAAUAAGAAACAUUUUCAGCUUUUUUUCUUAAGAAUUGUCAACAUCUUUUUUACAAGUGUGGUUUAAAAAAAAAAUUUACAGAAUGACCCAUGGCUUUAUAAAAUAAAGGUAUUUCUAAGCAAAGCAGUUGCACUGAUUGCUUCUCUUGGCUGUUCUGGGCACAUAGGGGUCCCAGGAGCCCUGGGCAGGUGAGGAAAGAGACCAAUCCCCCCAUGGAAGCUGAAUGACUUGAUGGCCAAGUAAGUGGUCCCAUGUGUGUCCCUGAAGCUUUGGUUCCCUUGACUCAAUAUGUCUGCAUUUCCUGUCUCCAUGUGUGUAUACUAGUGGCGGGAACUGGGGAGCCAAAGCAGAAGACACAGGCAAGCGUACAAAACAGAAGGGAACUAGCCACCCUGAAGUCUCACGGUGCCAUCUCUGAAUGUCAAGUUAUAAUGGAUCUAUGGGAGACAUCAAGGCAUCAUGGAGUUCCAAGGCCCCUUAUAUCACCCCACAGGGUGCUCCCACCCUGCUAGAACAAACGGGACUGCGUUUGUUUAGCAAGAAAGUGCUCCCUAGAAACCCUUCCCUGCAUCCCUUUCCAAUGCCUCCCCCUCGCCCUGGACCCUAUGCCUCUCUUCCUGGGAGGAUGGAUGCAGAGACCAGCCUUGGGGCUGUGCCACACUUGAUCUUCCCUGUUCAAGGGACAAGUAUUUGUUGAGAUUCUGUAUUGCUCUCUCUGAAGGCAAUGAUGUUAUGCCCCCUGAGAAACCAGUCUAUAAAAAAGCCUGGUGUAGAACUAUUUUUUUUUUAACCUUUUCCAUUAAAUCUUUAAAGAAAAAGAUUGCCAAAUGAAUCGCUCGAGAGAAGUGCCAUUCUGUCUACAGGCAGAAGCGCUGCAGACCUGCCCAUGAACUUGCUAUCAGCUUUCACUGUCCCCUGCCUCCCGGCUCUUGCGUCCCCUGGUCCAGGUCCAACUGCAUUCCCAGCUCACACUGUGCCCAGUGUGGUCAAUAGGGAGCAGACCCUCAGAGACCCGGAGGGGCCAUGGGAGACAGCCGCUUUCUCUCUUCCCUUCCUAGCCCACCGUGGCUAGAAAUCCAACUUCUUCAAUGCCCCCUUAAAAGAAAAAUAGUUUGAUAGUAUAUUUUGAAUAUAGAUGUUCUUAUUGUCAGAUUGGGACUUGAACUGACUGUUGAUUUCGAUGUCUGUGUUGUUGCUGUGGUCUUCUUUCCACGACUUCCUCUCCUCCUCCCUUCUCCUUUCAGACAGAGAGGCGGCCUUCAGAAUUAACAUGUGUCCUCAAUGUUGUGUGGACCUACUGAACAUGAGUCUGCUUGUCUCUUUUCAAAGACUUCAUCCCACAAGCGCAGCAGGUUAAAUGUCGUGCCGAGACUCACUCUCUCACGUGUUGCUGUCUGACCUUAACCUUAUCAUAAUAUUUCUGUUAGCUAUUGCAUUGACUAUGCCAAUGUGUGUGAGUAUGUAUAGAGAAAACUUGUUUGUAAAGUAAAAUUUAUAUAUAAUAUAUGUCAAAGAUACAUAUGUUAUAUAUACAUUUGUGGAUGUAUGACUUAUUUUUCCGUAUCCACAGAAUUCAGCUACCAUGUAUAUAUAAAUAAACUUAUU
Molecule: messenger RNA, 3694 nt
Organism: Microtus oregoni (creeping vole)
Lineage: Eukaryota; Metazoa; Chordata; Mammalia; Rodentia; Cricetidae
Gene: Tmem108
Product: transmembrane protein 108
Exons: 6
Coding region: 274-1989 (571 amino acids)
Biological process (GO): dendrite extension; retrograde axonal transport; postsynaptic density organization
Cellular component (GO): postsynaptic density; endosome membrane; early endosome
Source: RefSeq, a predicted model, not a curated record